Messenger RNA from Oreochromis niloticus (Nile tilapia), 2729 nucleotides. Its product is annotated as G2/M phase-specific E3 ubiquitin-protein ligase. The transcript has 11 exons. Bases 135 to 2174 code for a protein of 679 amino acids. Gene Ontology annotation, molecular function: ubiquitin protein ligase activity. Lineage: Eukaryota; Metazoa; Chordata; Actinopteri; Cichliformes; Cichlidae. The record is from RefSeq and is a predicted model, not a curated record. Gene Ontology annotation, cellular component: cytoplasm. Gene Ontology annotation, biological process: ubiquitin-dependent protein catabolic process; protein ubiquitination.
UUGAAAAGCGCAACAACAAAUUGAAAAGCGCAAAAACAAAAGAAGAAUCACAAAAACAAAUUGAGAAGCACAAUUACAUUAAGAAAACCGGAAAGGGUAGGUACCAGUCGGCAACAGGAGACAUCACUGAUUGGAUGUCCGCGCUGUUCGUCUUUGGAACCGGAAGUUACUCUGCCUGUAGCGCAUUUCGUUUGAAAAACGGCGGAAUGUUUUGUCCUAGCUAUGGGAAAAAGCUGGUUGAGGAGUCACCAAACUUUUGCAGCGGCUGUGGCGAGAGGCUUUAUCACGCAUCUUGCAUCGGAGACACUUCACUCCCAUUGACAUCACAGACUACCUCAAACUGCCCAACUCCAACCUUCAGCACCUUCUUAGAAUACAGAAAAAAGAAAAAUGAAGAGAGGCAAAAGUUUUCUGAAGGGAGGAAGGGCUUAAAGAAAAAGGAAAAAAGAAAGGUUCAGAUAAAUGUCGGCUUGAUGACCAUUAAAAAGGGUGGUUUGAAGCCAUACCGUGGAAAAACUAUUUUCCUAACAACAGACCCUGACGCUACUGCCACAAGUCUGCUCAAUCAAGCUGUUAAAAAAAUGAAGGACUUUAACAAAGAUCUAAAAGAUGGACCUUUCCUUCUUCUGUAUCCGGAUGGCACUGAGGUCAUUACUGUCCCUGGAACACAAAGACCAUUUACACUUGAGGCUUAUAAGGCUGAAGUUGGCAAGCCUUAUCAAAGAAUCACUGUUUUCAUCUGCUUGAAGAGUGACUUUGAAGAUGUUGGAGAAAACUCAGACUUGUCUGACUCUGACCCAGAGAUUGUUAUUAAAAGGCCCUCUGAGUUUGAUCUUGCUGAUACACUGCCAUGGGAACUUCAACAUGAAAGCAGUCCUUUACAGAAAGCAGCAGAAUAUGAGAAGGGUGCUGGGGAUCUUGUGCUUGCUAAUGAAGUACAACAGGUAAAAAACUAUUUUAUUAGUAAAACAGUGCAGCAGACAAUCUCCACCGCCUUUACUUUGCAAUUAGAUAACGAUUCACUGUUUGCUGAGCCCCCAGAAGAACCUGUGUUAGUAAUAGACACCAAUUUGCAGGCACAUGGAAUUAUUGCAAAUUUGGCACUGGAACUUGACCACAAGAAGGUCAGCAGGUUCAAUAUAUCAAGGUCAGCUGUAUGGGAUGGAGCUGUUAGAGGAUUUCGACGCAGCACAUACUCUGACAACUACGACAUGUUCAUCAAGUUUAAUGAUGAUGCUGGCAGCUUUGAAGAAGGUUUGGAUACAGGUGGCCCGAGGCGUGAAUUCCUCACACUUCUUAUGGGCAGUCUGCGAAAUCGCCCCAUCUUUGAUGGACCUCCAGAGAGCCGUUAUCUUGUAUAUAAUUCAAGAGCUGCCAGGCAAGAUGAGUACUUUUUAGCAGGAAAGAUGAUCGCUGUAUCCAUUGUGCAUGGGGGACCAGCACCACAUUUCCUCUCCAAGAACCUGGUCAACCACAUCACAGGGAAUCAGAGUUUCAGCGCCACUGUAGAAGAUGUGCAAGAUGAGGAGAUCACAAAAAUUUUACAUCAGGUCCUGAAAGCUGAAUCAGAGGAGUCUUUGCAUAAUCUUAUUUUGCAAAACAGCACAAUCUUCCAAACUGCUGGAUGCCUCAGAAACGUCAAGCCUUUUGAGAAACAAGCAUUUGUGGAGGAGUACCUCAGAUGGUACAUCCUUGAAAGAAACCAAAGUGUCAUUCAACGAUUUAAAGAUGGACUGGAAAGUCUGAAUUUUUUAAGUGCACUGCAACAAAAUUCCAGUGUGCUGGCCCCACUCCUAUGCUUCUCUGCCAAGGCCCUGACUGCUUCAGAACUGGAGAGCAUGUUCAGACCAGAUCUCAGCCCAGCAGGAAGCAACAAGCGGCAUAAGGAGGUCCUAACACUUGGCUUUUGGGCAGAUUAUCUCCUUGAUUGUGAAGAGAAGGCAACAGCAGUGUGUCUGGAAGAUUUGAUGAUGUUUGCCACAGGGCUGACGGCAGUUCCACCGGCAGGAAUGACACCACCACCACCACGCAUCCAGUUUUUAAGUGUUUCGCCUUUUCCAGUUUCAAACACCUGUGCAAAUACUCUGAAGCUACCCAUCUGUGACUCAUACAGCAUCUUUAAGGCCAACAUGGACUUUGGAAUUCAAAAUGCUCCAGGAUUUGGAUGUUCUUAAAUCAGCAAGGUCAUCAAGUUACAGUUACUGAGUUACCCUGUUAGGUUCAGCUGCCGUUGGCAUACUACUUAACACAUUCAUGUGACAAGCAACUUCCAUAUUGUUAAACAUUUAGUUGUUUUUUCUGAAUAUUGUGUAUGUUGGAAAAGUGACAGAAAUGCUGGACACUAUUUGUAAAUGGUUUUAUUAAAGAACAUUUUAAAUGUUUCCUUGUGGUUAAAUGUUAAUAUUUAAAUCCAUGCCAGUUGCUGUAUAUUAUGAACAAUAUUAUAUUCAAUUUAGCAAGAGGGAAAGGAAACACUACUAACAUUAAAAAAUGAAGGAAAAACAGAAGGGCUGGAGCACUCAAGUAAGUCCAAAGGUUUUAUUAGGUGCAAAAAAAGGAAAGAAACUAACGUUUCGACACCGUGUGUGUCUUCAUCAGAGUAACUCUGACAAAUGUCAUUACAAACUGAAGUUCAGUUGGUAUCUAAAACCCAGCUAUGUCCUUCAGGGCCAAAUACAGUUCUGUGGCCGAUUCCCAGUCUUGUGGCUGCUGCAGUGUGUUUUGUUGUA